This is a messenger RNA of Pneumocystis jirovecii RU7, 1167 nucleotides long. RefSeq lists its product as uncharacterized. Lineage: Eukaryota; Fungi; Ascomycota; Pneumocystomycetes; Pneumocystales; Pneumocystaceae. Bases 1 to 1167 code for a protein of 388 amino acids. The transcript has 7 exons. Gene Ontology annotation, cellular component: endoplasmic reticulum membrane; Golgi membrane; endoplasmic reticulum-Golgi intermediate compartment. Gene Ontology annotation, molecular function: D-mannose binding. The record is from RefSeq and is a predicted model, not a curated record. Gene Ontology annotation, biological process: endoplasmic reticulum to Golgi vesicle-mediated transport; endoplasmic reticulum organization; Golgi organization.
AUGCAAUUCACAUGGAUUUUAUGCUUUUUAGGAACAGCAUUUUGUUAUAAUGAAAUUUAUUCAUUUGUUUCACCAUUUGGAAAGUCUUUGCUUGAAAAUUGGGACUUUUAUGGCUCAGUAGAAAUUCAACAAAACAAAAUCAUUCUUAUUCCGUCAGCAUUUCAAUCUAAAAUUGCAUCUAUUUGGUCAAAGAAUAAAAAUAUAUAUGAAGAAUGGUCUGUUGAAAUUUCUCUCCGAUUGACUAAUUUGGAGCAUGAAAAUUCAGGACUUGCUCUAUGGUACACUUCUGAAAAAGGAAAAGGAGGCAUUGUUUUUGGGUCAAAAGAUAGAUGGGAUGGUCUUGGAAUUUUUUUAUAUGUUGGGCAAAACAAAAGACCUUCAUUAAGAGGACACUUAAAUGACGGGUCCAUGGAAUAUUCAAGAUUUAAAAACCCAUCACUUCAAGCAUUUGGUGCAUGUUCUAUUAUUCAUCAAAAUACUAGUGAAAUACUCACUUUUAAACUUUUAUAUUCUAAAGGAGCAAUACAAGUUGAACAAAAAGACUCCAUUUGUUUCAAAACAACGCAAAUAAAUCUUCCCCCUGACUAUUAUUUCGGAAUUUCAACACAAUCAAUGAAUGAUUUUGAAUCUUUUGAAAUAUACAACUUUCAAGUAAACGAAAUAAAAAAUAAAUAUUCAAAUUCUGAAGAAAAAACAUAUACACAUAUUGAAAAGGAAACUGCAAAUAUUGACUAUAAUUUUAAUUUAAACAUAACUAAAAUACUAAACGAUUUACCUACAUUUUCACAUCAAUUAUUAAAUAUAACUAAUGAACAAUUAAUAAUCAAAACGCUUUUAGAAGACAUAAACCAAUCAUUAUAUUCUUUAUCUGAGACAAUAUUUAAUUUAAAUUCUAAAUCCCAUAAUAAUAAAAAAGAAGCCAUUGAUACCCUUUCUGAUGAAAUAUUAAAGUUAAUUCCACAACUAAGCUCACUUAAAUAUCAGCAUAGAAACGAAACUCUUUUAAUGAUUGACUCUUUAUCAGAGACUGUCUCUAAAAGAAUUUUAUCGAUUAACUCUGGUAUUAAAUUUUUUAUAAUUAUAAACAUAAUUAUGCAAAUCUUAAUAUUUCUUACAUAUAUUGUAUAUAAACGAAGAACAGAUGAUUAUCCAAGAAAAAUCCUUUAA